Molecule: messenger RNA, 876 nt
Organism: Sphaerodactylus townsendi
Lineage: Eukaryota; Metazoa; Chordata; Lepidosauria; Squamata; Sphaerodactylidae
Gene: DNAJB8
Product: DnaJ heat shock protein family (Hsp40) member B8
Exons: 1
Coding region: 136-807 (223 amino acids)
Biological process (GO): positive regulation of proteasomal ubiquitin-dependent protein catabolic process; protein refolding
Cellular component (GO): endoplasmic reticulum membrane; cytosol
Molecular function (GO): Hsp70 protein binding; ATPase activator activity
Source: RefSeq, a predicted model, not a curated record
AUUACCAUUUGGCUGUGAGGAAAGAGGUGCCAUACCAAAACAACUGGAUCCACUGGAUCCAAACUGCACAGGACCUUGUGUCCCAAAGGAAAACCAACCAAAUAACCUCCAGAUCUAUCAUCUUCUUUCUUUGGGAUGGUUAAUUACUACGAAGUCCUAGGACUGCAUCAAAAUGCCUCGCAAGAAGACAUUAAAAAGGCCUACCGCAAGCUGGCAUUAAAGUGGCACCCAGACAAGAACCCUCAUAAUAAAGAAGAAGCAGAGAAGAAAUUCAAAGCAGUUGCUGAGGCCUAUGAAGUCUUGUCAGACCCUCAAAAACGCUCUCUCUAUGACAGGCCGGUAAAAGAACCAAGGUAUAGAGGGAGAGGAACAACUGGAGGCCACUCCCACAGUCCAUUUGAUUUUGACUUUGUUUUCCGCAGUCCUGAGGAGAUCUUCAGAGAGUUCUUUGGAGGAAUGGACAUCUUUGCCAAUGACUUCUUUGACAACCAGUUUGAUGAUGAUAAUAAUGGAGGGGAAACCAGAAGUGGGCCUUUAGGUCUCUUUUCUGGACUUGGUGCCUUUGCCAACUUUGGAUUCAAUUCAUUUGGGCCUGGCCUGCACACAAUGUUCUCCUGUAGAUCCUUUGGAGAUGACAGCAGUGGAGCACAGAACUUCAGAUCUGUUUCAACAUCUACUGAAGUGAUCAAUGGGCGAAGAAUCACCACACGGAAGAUUGUUGAGAAUGGACAAGAAAGAAUUGAAGUUGAAGAAGACGGCCAGCUGAAGUCCAUAAGAGUAAAUGGAAGAGAACAGUUGAAAUGCUAACGCAUCCCCUCAUCUCUGUUCAAAAGCAAUAAGCUACCGCUUGAGCAAACUUUAAUGGACUCUUGUUCC